AGCUUGCUUUCUGCCGCCUCCAUAACCGCGCGUAGCAAAAGCAGCUUGGCAAAAUGGCCCUCUCUUCGGCAGCUAGCGCGCUCAGGUCGACUGUCCUGAAGCACUUGCGCGUGACCGUGACGUCCAGCCUUCAACAGAGCCCGCUGCCAACUUUCUCCAACAUAAUCAGCCGGGGCUUCGGCGGGGGCUUCCUCGACAAGGACUCGGUGACGGAGCGCGUGAUCCAUGUCACCAAGCACUUCGAGAAGAUCGAUGCUUCUAAGGUGUCGCCCACGGCUAGCUUUGAGAAGGACCUGGGCCUGGACAGCCUUGACGUUGUGGAGCUGGUCAUGGCGUUGGAAGAGGAGUUCGGCGUGGAGAUUCCGGACGCGGAGGCCGAUAAGAUUUCCACUGUUAGCGAUGCCAUUAACUACAUCUGCAGCAACCCGAUGGCCAAGUAAAGUUUGGCAUUGCUGCCGGAAUAGCAUGAGCAGGGCGGCUGGAGCAUGGCGAGCCGCAUGGGCUGGAGAGCUGAAGUAGGCAUAGCUCAGCGGUAUGCAGCAAGGAGCGAGGCGCAUACCAUUGGGGGCAGGGGGGUUGGGGUGAGAGGGGAUGGGGUCUUUCGAGGUGACCGCAUGCUGUGUUCGUAGCUGUGAUGCAUGCGUUAGCAGUCAGGCACGGCUCAGCAAUGUUGGUGCUCUCGUCUUUUACAGUUUUGUAUAUGUAGGCGGACAUGACCUUCACAAGUGUGGCUUAUGCUUGCGAAGCUACGCGCGCUUCCUUGCAGUAGGAUGUUGUUAUGGUGUGCUACACAUGUUUCGGAUGGCCAGUAGUACUACGAGCAAUGCGUCCUCUGUAAGGCUACCUUACGCACGACACGUGUUGCUCGGCUUUCUCCGUCUUACCCUGCAUUGAACUGCUUCGCACCUGUCAGAUAGCACACGUAGGUAGUAGGUCUUGAGCUCUUUGUCCUAGGCAUUACUUGCUUGGAACAAUUUUGUCAAUACCGUCACACCUUCAUGCAGUCCUAAGCCGCGAACCGGUUGUUGUUUUUGGCUUGAACGGCCCGAAUAAUGUCAACUGCGUCCGAUGAUUUGGACGCAAGUUGCAUAAACUGCUGGUCCGUCCCACGAUGUUGCUCUACCAGCCUACUAUACUCGUUCGCACAGCGCAGUGACACGACAGUGCUGGAUGAGCCUCUCUACGCAAACUACUUAAGACUCACAGGCCUUCCACGGCCUUAUCGAGAGCAGGUGCUGGCCGCACAGAACCCCGAUGGCAACGCAGUGGUCUCCACCCAGCUGCUCUCCUGCCCCACCUCCUCCUCCUCCCCAUCCUCCUCUUCGCCUUCCCCCUCCUCCCCCCGCCCGCCCGGCCGGCCACUGCUGUACGCCAAGCACAUGGGAAAACACAAGGCCGGCAUCACCAACGAGCUCUUCAAGCGGGCACAGCACGUGAUCUUGAUUCGGGAGCCGUACGGCGUACUGCAGUCAUUCUCCUCCGUACUUGAGCCCACUCAGCAGGAGCUGGGGUACACGGCGCUGUUGGAGAUCGUGAGCGAGCUGCGAGUGCUGGGCCGCCCCCCCAUCGUGGUGGACUCCGACGAGCUGCUGCGCCACCCCGAGGGCGUGCUGCGCGCGCUGUGUGCUGCGCUGCGCAUACCCUGGCAGCCCGCCAUGCUGAGCUGGCAGCCGGGGCCCAAACCGUACGACGGAUGCUGGGCGGACUGGUGGUACCGAAACACACACAGGGGCACAGGAUUCGACGCGGAAGUUCGGGAGCCGCGGAAGCCCCUGCCCGACCACCUCAAGCCGCUGCUAGCCGAGUGCUACCCGUUGUACGACAUGCUAGCUCGGCUCGCCAUCCGACCCAUGGGUCACUUUGAGGCUGGCGGCGGCGGCGGUGCUGAUGGCCACGUGGCCGGUCUCUUGCCCCAUGUGCCCCGACCUCUGCCCCCCGCUGCUGCUGCUGCUGCUGCUGACACGGCUGCGGAGGCAGGGGCAACGGGAGGAGGGGCGGCUGCGGCUGCUGGCAGCAGCGUCAGCAGCGACAGCAGUGCUGCUGCUGUUGAUGCUGCUGCGGACAAGGAGAAGGGCAGCAGCAAGAGCAAGAGCGGCACGCACGUGUACCUGGCUGAUCCCCGCAAUGCGGAUGUGCUGGUGGGCAUUCGGGACGGAGUGAGCGGCCGGUUCCAGCUAGUGUGGCGGCCGCACGCACGCGUGUCGGUACUGGACAGCGGCUUCAUGCUGGGGGACGGGGUCUGGGAGGGAAUACGGCUGCACAAGGGCGUGCUGUACCUGCUGGAGGAGCAUCUGGAGCGGUUGUGGGAGGGAGCUGCGGCGCUGGACAUGCGGCUGGGGUGCAGCCGGGGGCAGAUGGCGCAGCUGCUGUACGACACGAUAGACGCCAACGGCAUGACGUCAGGCGUGCACAUCCGUCUGAUGGUGACUCGGGGCCUGAAGCCCACCCCCUACCAGAACCCGAACAUCACCCUGGGGCAGCCCACCAUCGUCAUACUGCCCGAGUACAAGGAGCCCGCCCCCGGGCCCCGGGAGAAGGGCAUCCGCCUCUUCACGGUGCACGUACGAAGAGGCACGCCGGAUGUGCAGGACCCUGGUUGGAACUCGCACUCCAAGCUCAACUGCAUAUCCGCGUGCAUCCAGGCCAACCACGCGGGUGCUGACGAGGCGCUCAUGCUGGACCCGCAGGGCUUCGUGGCCACAUGCAACUCCACCAACUUUUUCAUCGUGCGCAGGGGCCAGGUGUGGGCCCCCUCCCCCCGCCACCAGCUGCGAGGUAUCACGCGGGACCGAGUGCUGCAGCUGUGUGUACGACACGGCAUACCCGCACGGGAAACCGACUUUGCCCUCACACAGGUCUACAGCGCGGACGAGGCGUUCGUGACGGGUACCUUUGCGGGGGUGCUGCCGGUGGUGGCGGUGGACGGGC
This is a messenger RNA of Astrephomene gubernaculifera, 2928 nucleotides long. NCBI's taxonomy places the organism in Eukaryota, Viridiplantae, Chlorophyta, Chlorophyceae, Chlamydomonadales, Astrephomenaceae. The record is from the annotation of a GenBank genome assembly.